Molecule: messenger RNA, 1113 nt
Organism: Boleophthalmus pectinirostris (great blue-spotted mudskipper)
Lineage: Eukaryota; Metazoa; Chordata; Actinopteri; Gobiiformes; Gobiidae
Gene: bphl
Product: biphenyl hydrolase like
Exons: 7
Coding region: 150-1004 (284 amino acids)
Source: RefSeq, a predicted model, not a curated record
UUUGUCAAUAAAUGUCCACGUAUCCAGACCAAAGUAACUGUUGCUUCCUGGUUCUGUAAACGUGGAGCUCUUUUAAUCUAUCACUACCUCGAUGAGGCUUUAAACCACUCAAAGUCCGCCAGAUCAGAAAAGUCUGCAGCGUUCGAAGAAUGGCAAUGUUCUUACUCGGAAGACGCGUCACCUCGAUCAAACCUAUAUUUUGGGAAACGAUGGCUGCGAUACAGACUUACUGCUCUUCAGUGACCUGUGGCAAAAAGCAUGUCAAUGGAGUGGAUCUGCACUAUGAGCAGACAGGCAAAGGAAAACAUGCUCUGCUGCUGCUUCCUGGGGCACUUGGCAACACUCGGACAGAUUUUGAGCCUCAGUUAAAACAUCUGAAUAAGGAGCGCUUUACAGUUGUGGGGUGGGAUCCCAGAGGAUAUGGAAAAUCCAGACCUCCAGACAGAGACUUCCCGGAGGACUUCUUUGAAAGGGAUGCAAAGGAUGCAGUGGAUCUGAUGAAGGCUUUAGGCUUUGACCGCUUUUCUUUAUUGGGCUGGAGUGAUGGAGGUAUUACGGCAAUGAUUGCAGCAGCCAAAAACACUGACAUGAUCAACAAAUUAGUUGUUUGGGGAGCUAAUGCUUUUGUUUCAAAACAGGACCUGGAACUUUACAACGCUGUCAGAGAUGUGUCCCGAUGGAGCACCAGGAUGAGGAAACCCAUGGAGGAAGUGUAUGGUGCUGAGGAUUUUGCCAAAACAUGGGAAGCCUGGGUGGAAGGAAUUUCAGUGUUUGGAAGAAGACCAGAAGGAAAUAUAUGUAUGGAUCUUCUGCCUUUAAUUAGCUGCCCCACUCUUAUUAUUCAUGGGGAGAAGGACCCCAUGGUGCCUGGCUUCCAUGCUCAGUACCUUCUCAAACACAUCAAAGAAUCUAGGCUGCAUCUGAUGCCAGAAGGAAAACACAAUCUUCACUUGAGAUAUACAGCUGAAUUUAACAAAAUGGUGGAAGACUUUCUUGAAGACUGAUUUUUAAAAUGGACAUUAUCAUUUUGGAGCCUGCAAUAAAUAUGUUUCUGCUUAAUUUCUGUAUGCAAGAAAAUUCACGUUAAAUGUAGAAAUAUAGAAGUAAAGCAAC